This is a messenger RNA of Zophobas morio, 1561 nucleotides long. Its product is annotated as all trans-polyprenyl-diphosphate synthase PDSS2-like. The transcript has 3 exons. Gene Ontology annotation, biological process: ubiquinone biosynthetic process; isoprenoid biosynthetic process. Gene Ontology annotation, cellular component: transferase complex; mitochondrion. Gene Ontology annotation, molecular function: prenyltransferase activity. The record is from RefSeq and is a predicted model, not a curated record. Lineage: Eukaryota; Metazoa; Arthropoda; Insecta; Coleoptera; Tenebrionidae. Bases 39 to 1232 code for a protein of 397 amino acids.
GUUAAAUUAAAUAUAGUUUUGGUGUGAACAAACUAAAAAUGGAAAGUUUUUGUAAAUUUUUUGCAACAUGCAGUAAACAGACUUUCCGUAUGUCUACUUUAUAUACAAACACAAAAAUUCAAAUGCACAAACUGGACAGAAGGCUUGAGUUUAGUUCCGUAAUUAACGAAGCAGAAAAAGUGGUCGGGUAUCCUGUGUCUUUUUUAAAUAUGAGAGUAAUUUUAAAUGACGAAAUUGCUAACAUUCUGUCGUACACCAAAAAAUUAAUAGAAAUGAAACAUCCACUUGCACAAACAUUUUCGAAUCUCGUUUUUCAAAAUGAACAGAAAACGUUUGGACUUAUAGUUCUUCUUAUGUCAAAAGUAGCUGGAUUAAGUGGGAAUUUUCCUGAGAGUGAAUAUGAUCGUGGUACUGAUAUUCUCCACAGUCAAAGAGUUAUUGCUGAAGUAAUAGAAAUGAUUAAAACUGGUCAUUUAAUGCACGCAAGUCUCUCAAACAUUGACGCCUCUACCAAAAAUGUACUCGAGAUGAAUUUUGGAAACAAAGUAGCCCUUUUCUAUGGAGACUAUUUACUGGGCAUCAGUAACAGCGAACUUGCUCGUUUAAAAAACCAGCGAGUUCAAGGAAUAAUUUUAUCAGCUUUAAGAGAUUUGGCUGAAUUCGAAUUUUUUGGAUUAAGAGAUCCUCAAAAUAAUCCGAUACCGUCUAAACCACUUCCUGAACAAAAAGAUGUUAAAAUUCCAGACGAAUUUGGAGUAGAACCUCUAAAAUUUGAAGAUAUUUUAGGCAACAUGAAAGCAGAAUGGACUUUGAGAAAUAUUUUGAGCAGUGGCAGUUUAUUGGCAAAGUGUUGUCAAGGUAGUUUAAUUUUGGCUAAUCAUGAAUUUUUCGUACCUAAACUGGCCUAUAUUUUUGGUAGAAAUUUAGCGUUAGCGUGGCAGGCUUCGUUAGAAAAAGUUCAAAUUAAAGAGGAAUCGUUUAGCUUAGUAUCGGCACCAGUAAUGUUACAUUUACAACAUGAUCCUAGUUUGUACACAGAAAUUGAAAAAGGGGUAUCUGAUCAGAAAAAAGUCAAUUAUGAUUUAAUACGAAAGGUUGUUAUGAGUGGGCCAGCGUUAGAUAAAACUGACCAGCUGAAAGAAGAGUUCUCAGACGCAGCUUUGAAUGUAUUAAAUAAUUUUUCAGACAGUGGAUCUAAGACAGUGCUUGUCAAUAUAAUUAAAGCUUUGUGAUUUGUAAUAAAAAGGCUUAAGUUACGACGUUUUAAUUUAGAAAAGGGAGAUUUUAUAAAUAUUAUCCAUUCGCGAUCCAUUUGAUAGUAGGUUUGGCAAUGAAAAUCUAAUACAGAUACAGAGUAAUCAAAUUGCCUCAAUUUUUCUGGUUGGGUCUGUUUUAAAGAUACGGCCAGAAAAUGGGUCACAAACAUAAACACCAUGAAAUUUUUUGUUUACGUGAUUAAACAAUGUACCAUAUGAUCGAAAAAAGUCGCAAUAGUUGCUUAACGGAAAACUGAUUUGUAGCUCCAAUAUGAACGUCGGCUGUGGAAAUUGUUAGUAUUAAA